Molecule: messenger RNA, 1137 nt
Organism: Spodoptera litura
Lineage: Eukaryota; Metazoa; Arthropoda; Insecta; Lepidoptera; Noctuidae
Product: replication termination factor 2-like
Biological process (GO): mitotic DNA replication termination
Cellular component (GO): nucleus
Source: RefSeq, a predicted model, not a curated record
UUAAAUAUUGUUUAUUAAAGUUUUCUCACAAUGGGUUGCGACGGUGGUACAAUCCCUCGACGAAGUGAACUCGUCAGGAUGAAGAAGAAGCCAGAACAGAAAGAUAAAGAUGCAGAACGGUCAUUCAAGUGGCGUAACUGCGCUCUGUCCCAGCAACCUUUGCAAGAGCCUGUGGUGGCCUGUGGCCUCGGUAGGCUGUACAGCAAGAAUUCUGUGCUUGAGGUGCUGCUGGACGGGGAAACUAAGCCAGACUUCAUUAGCCACAUCGAAAGUUUAGAGGACAUCAAAGACUUAAAGCUGGUGAAAAACCCCGCAUAUACAGCUGCUGAUCACACCCAUGGUGACGUGGGUGCUGGCAAUGUCCCCUACAUCUGCCCCGUCAGUGGACUGGAGAUGUCCGGCAAGUUCCGCUUUGUGUUCCUCUGGAACUGCGGGUGUGUCCUCGCUGAGAGGGCACUUAAAGAAGUCAGACAGAAUCUCUGUCACAUGUGUCAGCAACCAUUCACAGACAAUGAUGUAGUACCACUUAAUGGAACUGAUGAUGACAUAAAAAAAUUAAAGGAAAAAAUGGCUCUCAGAGUUGCUAGCAGAGAAAGCUCUAAAGAAACAAAGACUGAAACAACAUUGAAGACAAAAGUUAAGCUUGAGCCGUUGACUCCCGGACCAUCCACAUCUACAAAAGUUUCCACAGAUGUAAUAAAACCAGAGAAUGGCAUAAAAAAAAGUGAAUCUGGCCCUAGCUCGAGGACUGCAGUGAAGAAAGAAAAAAUUAAAACAAUACCAUUGUCUCUGCCCAGGUAUAAUCCUAACCAGUAUGCAAGGGGACAUUUUGGAUCUAGAAAGCGUGCCCACCCCACAGAACUAGCCCAAGACCCAUCAUAUAAGAAAACCAAGAAAGAGUACAGUGUAGCUAAGGACCCUCAAACCAGUGAAGUGUUCAAGUCAUUAUUCACUUCACACCAAAGUAAUAAAAACCAGCAGAGGGCUCAUUGGGUCACUUAUAAUCCUUUUUAUAAUUAAUAAAUUGUAGUUAGCACUGAUUUGUUUAUAGUUAAGUUGAAGAUUGUAUUAAAAUAAAUAAAACAAAGAAAUGUACAAAAAAUGGUACCUACUUUUAUUUCCACAUGUAAAUUGAUG